UCACCACCUCUUCAUCCGAAACCUACUCACAUUCGCCAAUUACCUUUUCCCCUCAGUUAUCCUCUUUUUCCUAUAAUUUUUUAUUUUUCUCUCCACACAAUCAACAACAUCAUGCUUGUCUACCAGGAUCUUCUCACCGGUGAUGAACUUCUGUCAGACUCUUUCCCCUAUAAGGAAAUUGAGAAUGGCUUACUCUGGGAAGUCGAAGGAAAGUGGGUUGUCCAAGGAGCUGUGGAUGUAGAUAUUGGUGCUAACCCUUCUGCUGAGGGUGGUGGCGAGGAUGAAGGUGUUGAUGAUCAAGCUGUUAAGGUCGUCGAUAUUGUUGACACUUUCAGAUUACAGGAACAACCUGCUUUUGAUAAGAAACAGUUUGUUACUUUUAUGAAGAGAUAUAUCAAAUUGCUUACACCUAAAUUAGAGGCAGAGAAGCAAGAGAUUUUCAAGAAACACGUUGAAGGAGCAACUAAGUUUCUGCUACCAAAACUCAAGGACCUUCAAUUUUUUGUUGGUGAAAGCAUGCAUGAUGAUGGAAGUUUGGUUUUUGCUUAUUACAAAGAUGGCGCCACUGAUCCAACUUUUAUCUACUUUGCCUAUGGAUUGAAGGAAAUCAAGUGUUAGAUUAACCACAUCACCAUUUAGUUUAUAUUAUGAUUUUGGGUUUUUUUUUGUUUUCAAUAGACUAUUGAGUUUUAAUGAGUUUAGUAUGUUUUAAUGAGUUUAUUGUUUCAAAUAUAAAAUUCUUAUAUUGUUUCUCAUAAUGAUAAUUUAGUACUA
Vicia villosa (hairy vetch) is the source of this 774-nucleotide messenger RNA. Its product is annotated as translationally-controlled tumor protein homolog. The record is from RefSeq and is a predicted model, not a curated record. Gene Ontology annotation, molecular function: calcium ion binding. The coding region runs from base 112 to 618 and encodes 168 amino acids. Gene Ontology annotation, cellular component: cytoplasm. Lineage: Eukaryota; Viridiplantae; Streptophyta; Magnoliopsida; Fabales; Fabaceae. The transcript has 3 exons.